Messenger RNA from Sitophilus oryzae (rice weevil), 911 nucleotides. RefSeq lists its product as uncharacterized. Bases 95 to 826 code for a protein of 243 amino acids. The record is from RefSeq and is a predicted model, not a curated record. The transcript has 4 exons. Lineage: Eukaryota; Metazoa; Arthropoda; Insecta; Coleoptera; Curculionidae.
CGAACCAUCGAUUUUAGAUAGAUUCGAAGUGAUCGGGUUCAGUUCAGCGUAAAAAACGGGGUAAAAAGAAACAAAAGUCGGGUUUAGUGAGGAGAUGAGACCGAAUAACAGAAAUGCAGCUAGGGUACUACCGGUAGAAGCUGAUAGUAAUAGAUGGGAGUUCUUUACUUUUGUUGAUUACUCCGUUGCUUUUAUUCUUGUUAUCAUCAGCCUUUCAGCUGCAGAACCGCCAGUACGUGGUGGAGUUCUGGCACGCCAAGAACAACCGCCUUACCAAGCAAGAGGGUUCAGACCUGCAGGACCUGCAUUCAAUCUACCCCAAAGAUCUCAAAGGCAACAACAACUUCCUGUACCAGCGGCUUCCUAUGGUCCACCCCCUCAGGAGUAUGGUCCACCAGCUGAACCAACAACUGAAACACCUACUACCACUGAAACCAUAGAAGCCACAACAACUUUGGAACCUCAGGCUGAAAGUUUCAAAGUUUCCCCAACCAAAGACAAACUAACCGACACUCCACAAGCUUCAAUCAAUCCUGCCGCCCUCUAUGUAGUAGUACCACAAGCUCAAAACUUGAUAUACGCUUCUGCCCCUAUUACCUCGGCAAAGUUAGUCGUACCAGCCCAAGUUCAACAAGUGCAGCAACCCAGAUUGGUUCCAGUACAAGCUGUUCCAGCUUUUGCUAAAAUCCAGGAAGUUCCUCAAGUCGCCCAAGUGGUAGAAUACCAAAAUUUCGCUCCAGUGCAAGCUGUUCCAGUGGUGUCUUCUGCAUAUACUGCCAUUAUUAAUACUCCGUACAGUUCGAGCUUUGUCCAGAGCUUUCAGUGAUUAGUAUGUUUUAACACUUUUGGAUAAUUUCUGUAAUUAUUAUUUAUUGUUUUUUUAUUUAUUUUAGUUUGUUAAAUAAACUUUG